Messenger RNA from Pseudovirgaria hyperparasitica, 1307 nucleotides. RefSeq lists its product as uncharacterized. The record is from RefSeq and is a predicted model, not a curated record. Bases 430 to 1227 code for a protein of 265 amino acids. The transcript has a single exon. Lineage: Eukaryota; Fungi; Ascomycota; Dothideomycetes; Acrospermales; Acrospermaceae.
GCAUCCAAUGUGCAUCCCUGUUCGUUUUGUCUUGCUCAGCUAUGGGCCGUAUCGUCACAGACGAUGCGACUGUUCCUUCGGGCGCACCAGGUGGGUUCCCGGCAUGAUCGGACUGAUGAUGACAGCAACAUACCUUGAGGUACGUCGUUAUCUGAGUAAUUUCCCACCUGAACAGCCUUGUGGGUCGUGGCGCACACGCCUGAGUAUAUCUAAGGAAGAACCUCGCUCAUUCUACAGCUCACUUGUAAAUCUAUCAUAUUUCUUGGCUCGUCGUCCCUCGUUAUUGCGACCUCUCAGGAUUGAGCUUGACGUGUAUUAUUGCUAGACAGGACAACCCUCGUUUCAAGUUGGCCCUGAUCAGUGAUCUAUCAGUCGUUUCAGACUCUCAACAUCUCCUCAUUGUCCUCAUAUUAACCUUGAUUUCUCGCCAUGCGCUCUUCAGUCCUAAGUCUGCCUGCUCUUGCUGGCUCAGCCUUCGCAGCAUUUCCUCACCGUCCCUUGAAUGACGGCCAUAUACCCUGGAAUCCGUUUCCAACAGGUGGUCACACACCAAAUCCCACAGGCUGGAACCCACACCCAACAGGCGGCAGUCCACCACCUCCACCACAUUCGCCCCCAGCGACUCCAAGUCCAUCACCGCCUCAAUCAAUCAUGUAUUCACCACCACCGCUAAAUCCACCAACACACAAUCCCACCAUGGUCACCGACUAUCUCACCACAUUCGUCCCAACAUCUACCUCCGUCGGCCACAACGGAGGUUCCGACGUAUACUCAACCUGGCUCACCACCAGCAUCAUCGCAAACGUCCACACGCCAGAUGCUCCCUGGACAUUUGAGCCCAUCGAGACAUGUCCCCCGCAAAGCAUCGUCACAGUCACCAAGAUCCCGGAAUAUGUGCCGCAGCCAGUGACCAUCAGUGUCACCGUAACAACGACAGAGACUACGACGAAGACGGAGACAACUACCAUCUGUCCUGUGGGUGGUGGUGUUCCGACUGAGCAUCCUUACGACGGUAACGGUAAUCCUACCGAUGGAUAUGGCGGUCAAGCAACACCCGAACCUGCACCGUCGCCGAGCUCGUGGGGCUACGGUGGUCCUGGCGGACCCGGCGAGAUUCACACUCCCACGUCGAACGAGGGCGGAUACGGACAUACCACUGGCUGGGCAUCUCCGACCGGAUCUUACUACGGGCGUGGAAAGGGGUGGUGGGCGAGGAAGGCGUGGUAGAACAUUCCCAUCAGAAGAAGGGGCUUCCAAGAUAGAUAGAGUAAGGGGCAAAGCGGGGAGGGAAUUGGAGCCGUGGUGAG